GCGUGCCAACGUAAGCUUAACACCUCCAGCUGCUUAUUGUCUACCUCGCUCAUCUGGAAUCAGCUGUGCUCUCCACCGAGAGACAAAUAAAUGGGUAAAACUGAAAAUUUAAGCAGAACUUAGACCCGCGUCUUACGCUGCCCCAACGGUUUCAAGGGAGAAUACAAAAACUGCGGGGCCAACCGGAGCAGCAGCCAGUCAUUCAGAGCCUUUUCACCGCGGGAUGUGAGCGCUGAGUCCCUCUACAAUAACGGUUGACUGCUGUGACUUUGAGAGGACCCGACAGAGACAGACCUGCUUCUGAACUGUUACAGGCGGUUUUUUUCUCCUGAAGUCUGAGGUUUAAAGAAGUGAAAACCUGCCGCGUUUCUACGUCAAAGGAAGUUGCGAGCUCGCGCGAAGUUUUUUUUCAUCUCAGUGUACGUUAGCAAGGUGUUGGGACUAAUUUUUUAAUGGAAGCUUCCGCGGUCUUGGGCGUGUCGGAGAGCAGCCCUCCUCGGCUUUGUGUCUUUGGUCUGUGCCAUCCAUCUCAUCAUGGACAGCCUGCCGUGCGGGGCCAGUAAAGGGGCCAGUGCCCUUGAGUCAGCACAGACCUCAUCACGUCAUAGAUGCCACUCACUCACUUUGCCCCUGUAUGAGUGACUGUUAAGGAAACAAUAAAGCUUAAAUUCCUCUGAACAAAUAAAAGCCAUGCAUCUGCUGCCGGCCCUCUGUGCCUUUUGGCUGCUACCCCUGGCCUUGGCGCUGGAAGAAGACUCCCCACUGGACUGUGUCCCCCGUAGAUCUGUGCCCUACCAUAGGAACAACGCUCACCUGUUUCACGAGAAGGGAGUGUUCAACUACUCCACCAUGCUGUUGAGAGAAGAUCUGGACCUGCUAUUGUUGGGUGCCAGGGAGGCGGUGUAUGCUCUUGACCUCAACAACAUCUCCCAAAAACUUGCUUCAGUUAAAUGGGAAGUGACGCAAAAGCAAAAUGAUGAUUGUAAAAACAAAGGAAAAGAUCCUGAGACUGAGUGCAAGAACUAUAUCCGGAUCCUGCAUCAGACACAGGACAACAGGAUGUUUGUGUGUGGAACAAACGCGUUCGAUCCCGAGUGUGGUUACAUGUCCUAUGCCGAUGGAAACCUGACUCUUGAGAAGAAACGAGAGGAUGGCAAAGGAAAGUGUCCAUUUGAUCCUUUCCAGAGAUAUGCCUCCAUCAUGGUUGAAAACAGCCUAUACUCAGCCACUUCAAUGAACUUCCUUGGCUCUGAACCCGUCCUGAUUCGCAGCUCUCCUAACUCCAUACGCACGGAGUUCAAGAGCUCCUGGCUUCACGAGCCCAACUUUGUUUCCAUGGCUCAGAUGCCAGAGAGUCACAUGAGUGAGGAGGGAGAUGACGACAAGGUUUACCUGUUCUUCAGUGAGACGGCUGUGGAGUGCGACUGCUACAACAAACUGGUGGUUUCCCGUGUGGCCCGCGUCUGCAAGGGGGAUCUCGGAGGUCAGAGGACCUUGCAGAAGAAAUGGACAUCCUUCCUGAAGGCCAGAAUGGACUGUCCAGUGCUGGAGUCUCAGCUGCCGUACGUUAUUCAGGACACUUACCGCUCGUGUGACCCACACCAGCCCUGGAAGGACUGCUUGUUCUACUCCGUCUUCACACCACAGUCGGACACAUCAGACCUGUCUGCAGUGUGUGCGUACCGCGUGUCUGACAUCAGCAGAGUGUUUGCAGAGGGGAAGUACAAGACCCCAGUCCCCGUAGAAACCUCUUUUGUUAAGUGGGUUAUGUAUAGCGGAGAUGUCCCCGUCCCUCGGCCUGGAGCUUGUAUAAACAAUGCGGCUCGUAAAGUGGGUAUAACUCAGACCCUGGACCUCCCAGACCGGACACUUCAAUUUAUCAAAGAUAGGCCCCUAAUGGACCAAGCUAUCCAGCCAAUAGGAGAGAAGCCUGUGCUUGUGCGAAAGGGAGCUACAUUCACACGCAUCAUAGUGAACCAAGUGCAGGCAGCAGAUGGAGAGAAGUACCGUGUGAUGUUCAUAGGCACAGAGGAAGGCACAUUGCUAAAAGCAGUGAACUACGAUGGAGAGAUGUUCAUCAUAGAGGAAGUGCAAAUCUUUGAGCCCCCAGAGCCAAUCAAGAUUCUGAAAUUCUCUAAUGUCACGGGUCAGCUGUAUGCAGGCUCAGACCACGGAGCAGCACAGAUACCACUGGCCACAUGUGGGAGGUCCUCAUCCUGUAUCGACUGUGUUCUAGCCAGAGACCCCUACUGCGGCUGGGACCAGACUCUUGGGAAAUGUCUUAACCUUGCUAAUUCACAAAGAGAACUAAUCCAAAGUGUGAAAGGGGGGGAUGCUUCUCUGUGCCCACAUGCUGAUCCUGUGAAGCCUAUGAAUCUGACCAUCUGGCUCGGCGGAAACCGGAAGCUCGAUUGCCCUUCGCCUUCCACCCUGGCAAAAACCAGUUGGGAGCGGGAGGGCAGCCCUCUGACGCCUUCGACCCGCCUUCAGCUUCUACGAGACGGACUGCUCAUCCUCAAUGCCACAGACUCGGACGGCGGUCGCUACCGCUGCCUGUCUGUGGAGCCCUCUAAAGCUCACGAGUACACAACCACUGUGGCUGAGUACCAGGUUAGCAUGGCUUCAGCAGAGUCUAAGGAUGGGAGACUGAUUCUACCCCAGGCUCAGAAGGAUGGCCCCUCUGUGGCUGGACUGCAGGCCGUAGUCGGGCUCCUGGUAGUUUCCCUUCUUGCCCUUUUGGCUUGGAAUUUUUACAAAGGCCACCUACCGCUGCCCUGGAACUGCAGAAAGAAGAAUAGAGAGCAACCCCAGGAGGCUCAUGAGCAAGGCGGUCUGAACACCAGCGUGACCUACCAGGAUGCACUGAGGCCUGCACUGGCAGAGGACAAGCCCCUGGUGUCGGGAACAAACAACGGCGGUAAUAACAACCACACCGGAGGAGAGGCGGCAUUCAGCGCGGCUGAGGAAGAGAAUGACGGCCCAAAAGUUGUUCUUUCAUCUCUGCAGUAUAUCGAUGACGAGUGACAUUUGAAAAUGACAAGCGCAUUACUGUGUUCAGUUCUACUUUUACAGUCUAUAGCCCUAUUCUCAUGCUACUCGUAUUACCUGGAGACCUCUAGUAAUUUGGAAUAAUUACCACGGUCAUCUAAGAUCUUUAAUUUACCAGGUAAAGAUUCCACCUCAAAUGACCUACCAUAUUUUGCCAAACAGAGCUUGUGUGAUGAUUUUAAUGACCCGCAAGUCUUCAUCUCAGGGUCCAUUGGCUGCGUUGGGGAAUUGUAACUUUAAGUUGGACACAAAACAUCCAGUUGUAAUACAACUUCAGUACCACUAAAGUUUGAGAAAUGGGAAUGCCCCAAACAGUUUGUUUCUAGUCAGAACUACUGGAUUUGUCAGUUUUUAUCAUUUGCGUUGAAAUCUCGUUAAAAUAUUCUGAGGGGUUGAAAGAAACACCACACAAUUCUAUAAUAGUUAUUUGUACAAGAAUGAAAGAUACUUGAGUUUCUGCUUUGUGUAAAUUUAAAUGUUUUAGCUUCCUAAUAAUUGUUGUGAGUCCUAAUAUCUUGGAACGAUUUGUAUGAUUUCGCAGGGAAUGUACAAUAACUGAUAUUGAGCCAUUUGUUUUUUAACCACUAGCUGAAAAAGAUUCUGUUAUUAAACCUUUUCUACCUUG
Molecule: messenger RNA, 3673 nt
Organism: Etheostoma spectabile (orangethroat darter)
Lineage: Eukaryota; Metazoa; Chordata; Actinopteri; Perciformes; Percidae
Product: semaphorin-4E
Exons: 16
Coding region: 691-3024 (777 amino acids)
Biological process (GO): positive regulation of GTPase activity; neural crest cell migration; axon guidance
Cellular component (GO): plasma membrane
Molecular function (GO): chemorepellent activity; semaphorin receptor binding
Source: RefSeq, a predicted model, not a curated record